AUGGUUUAUCAAGACCACCUCACCAAAUUUUGUGUCCUGCGUCCGCUAUCGUCGAAACAGCAUAUUUCUCUUAACCAAGGAUCCGUGGAAAGAGCAAACGGUGACAUCAAAGACAUGCUGGUUGCAUGGAUGGGAGAUAACAACACCACGGAUUGGAGCAUUGGAAUCAAGUUUGUCCAGUUCCAGAAGAAUUCCAGCUUGCAUGCAGGUAUUCGUAGAUCACCCUAUGUAGCCAUGUUUCAAUGUGAGGCCAAAGUGGGCCUGACAUCGUCCUCGCUGCCUGAUGAGGUAAUUCAAAGGAUGCAGUGUGUGGAUGAUCUGCUAAAUGUACUCACACCGGUCAAAACGGAGAGGAACCAGGUCCUGUCCCAGUGCUGA
Penaeus monodon (black tiger shrimp) is the source of this 378-nucleotide messenger RNA. Its product is annotated as KRAB-A domain-containing protein 2-like. Gene Ontology annotation, molecular function: nucleic acid binding. Bases 1 to 378 code for a protein of 125 amino acids. The transcript is spliced from 2 exons. The record is from RefSeq and is a predicted model, not a curated record. NCBI's taxonomy places the organism in Eukaryota, Metazoa, Arthropoda, Malacostraca, Decapoda, Penaeidae.